Molecule: messenger RNA, 1078 nt
Organism: Chenopodium quinoa (quinoa)
Lineage: Eukaryota; Viridiplantae; Streptophyta; Magnoliopsida; Caryophyllales; Amaranthaceae
Product: methylesterase 17-like
Exons: 4
Coding region: 152-940 (262 amino acids)
Biological process (GO): salicylic acid metabolic process; jasmonic acid metabolic process
Molecular function (GO): methyl salicylate esterase activity; methyl indole-3-acetate esterase activity; methyl jasmonate esterase activity
Source: RefSeq, a predicted model, not a curated record
GUCCCCAAUAUUAUUGUCCAUAUUGUCACUUUUGUAUGAUUUAUUUAGCAAAUUGUGUUUCACUUAAAAUUUAAUAACUUGAUGAACUUCUAUUAAUAUCUUGAUCAUCCACCUUCAUAAUCCUCAAUAACUUCACACACAAGAAUAUAAAAUGACUAAUUUACCCUUUUCUGUGCACUUUGUCCUAGUCCAUGGCGCGAGCCAUGGAGGUUGGUGUUGGUACAAAAUCCGAUGUCUACUUGAAAGUAUCGGGCAAAAGGUUAGUUGCCCGGACCUAAGUAGCUCCGGGGUUCACCCCGUUGAUGCUAAUACGAUCUCUACUUUUAAAGAGUAUAAUAAGCCCCUCGAUGAUCUUUUGGCAAGCCUACCAGAAGGUGAAAAGGUAAUAUUGGUAGGGCAUAGUGCAGGAGGACUGAGUGUUACAAAUGCUAUACAAAACUUUCCUGAGAAAAUCCAAGUCGGGGUAUUUGUCGGGGCUGUUAUGCUCCAAAAUGGCUUCCAAACCGAACAAGAUAGAAAUUUGGGAUCACCCGAUUUGUCUAAAAUCAUGGAUGUAUUUGACUAUACCCAUGGACAGGGAUCGAACAAUUCUCCAAGUAGUGCCACUUUCAAAAAGGAAGUUCAUCGUGAGAUAUUGUACCAAAUGAGUCCUUUAGAGGAUUGUACAUUGGCAAAAAUGCUUUUGAGACCUUGCCCAAUCAAAGCUCUCAUUCAUGGGGCCAUGUUUCCUGAAGGUGAGGGCUCUGAUAAGGUGCCACGUGUUUACAUCAAGACAUUGCAUGACAAAGUGUACUCACGUGAGCAACAAGAUGUGAUGAUCAAGAGAUGGCCACCUUCAAAUGUUUAUGAAAUUGAUAGUGAUCAUUGUCCUAUGUUCUCUAAUCCCUCUCAUCUCUUUGGCUUACUUCUUAAGGUUGCUACUAACUUUGAAAGUCAUUAGCUUUACCAUUAAUAACCUCUAAGGGUUUUGAUUACAAACAUAUGUAAAAGAAGAUAUUUAUAAGUUUUAAACGAGUACACAUCUCAUAUACUAUUAUUUCAGUUUUUCUAAAUGGGAUGAGAAUUUAAUUGAUCAGAA